GAUGUGUGCGGUAUAUUUAUAAAGAGAAAACCCCGAAUGAAGUGGACUCGCCACCAAGCAGCUGCCGAGUAAUGUUCGCUGCUGCUGCUACUGCUGCUGUAAUAGCACAGCAUGGCGAACGUCGCCGAGCACGGCGUGCAGAUGCCGGCGGAUCCUCCCUCCGGCAAGGCCGCCGCAGCGCCGGAGAUGGGGCUGAAUCUUUUCAUUCGCUUCGUUGCGCUGAUCGAGAGGCUUGGCGACGCCUUGGGCACGCUGGCCUUCACCUGGGCCACCGUCGUCCUGCUCGGCGGCUACGCCAACUCCAACGACCUCGGCUCGGAUUUCGGGGUCUUGACGGCCAUAGUUUUCCUGGAGGCCUUGAGGCGUAAGCCCGCCGUAGCACCGUCAACAAUGCAGCACCAGCUCGACCGUGCGGCGGGUUGGUGUGACGCCGUCGCCGCCGCUCAGCGGCUGAAGGGUUCUAUUACCGGCGGGAAGCGGGGAGGGGCAAAGGCAGGCACGGCGAACGAAAUGGGCGUAGGCACGGCGGCGGGAGGGGAAAGUGGAAGCCGCUGCCCGAAAGCCGAAGAUUUUGGAGGAGAAGAUCAGAGCAGGACAGUAGUAUCUGUUGUUGGUUGGCGGGACCCACACGUGGGAGGCGGUCUUUGAAAUUUCGAAUUCUGUUGUUGUUGGUCUGCUUUCGCCCGCCCGACCGCUCCGGUCUUUGAAAUUUCGAAUUUUGUAGCGGGGUUCUGCACUACGGGGUACGUCAUCUCUACUUUUUUUAUUGGAAAGAGUCGUUUGUAGACGGCUCAUCGUGAGGUUUAGAACAACUGACAUAUUAAUUGUCAAAUUACAUACUCCCUCCAAUUCAUAUUAAU
Molecule: messenger RNA, 860 nt
Organism: Triticum aestivum (bread wheat)
Lineage: Eukaryota; Viridiplantae; Streptophyta; Magnoliopsida; Poales; Poaceae
Exons: 2
Coding region: 112-648 (178 amino acids)
Source: RefSeq, a predicted model, not a curated record